GAGGAGCUUCUCUGUAUAUCUCUCACAUAUUCAUCAGAUCCCACCCUUCAAAAGCAAAAGCAAAAGCUCUCUCUCACUUUCCCUCGCUACGCUCUCACUUUCUCUCUCUCUCUCUCUCUACGAUUUCUAACCUUUUAUCUCUUUGAUUACUCUCACCAAAAACAGCAACCCUAUUUUCGUUUGCUUCAACCAGACGAUGAACUCCGGUCUAGGGUUUCGGUGACCCUCUUCUAUCUUCAAGGUUCCGAGCAUUUAGAUCCGAGGUUCCUAAGGUUUGUGGGAACCUUUGAAUUAUUAUAAACUCAGGCCCUUCUUCUAUAACAUCUAACUCUUCAACUUCGGCUUCAGUUCAUUCCAUUUGGGUGUCUCUGCUUUGAACCCAAAAGAUGCAGAGGCCUCCACCAGAGGAGUUCUUGUUGAAGGAGACCAGUCCCCAUCUUGGAGGGGGAAAGGUUACCGGUGACAAGCACACCAGCACCUAUGACCUCGUUGAACAGAUGCAAUAUCUCUAUGUACGAGUUGUCAAGGCGAAGGAGUUGCCAGCAAAAGAUGUCACUGGUAGUUGUGACCCUUACGUGGAGGUAAAGCUCGGAAACUACAAGGGUACAACUAGGCAUUUUGAGAAGAAGUCAAAUCCUGAGUGGAACCAGGUGUUUGCUUUCUCCAGAGAUCGGCUUCAGUCUUCAGUGCUUGAGGUAACAGUCAAGGAUAAGGAUUUGGUGAAGGAUGAUUUCAUCGGUCGGGUUUGGUUUGAUAUGAAUGAGAUUCCGAAACGGGUUCCCCCAGAUAGUCCAUUGGCACCUCAGUGGUAUAGGUUGGAGGACAGGAAGGGGGAUAAGGUUAAGGGGGAGCUGAUGUUGGCUGUUUGGAUGGGUACCCAAGCUGAUGAAGCGUUUCCUGAGGCAUGGAAUUCAGACGCAGCAGGAGUUAGUGGAACUGAUGGUCUUGCUAAUAUUCGUUCGAAGGUAUACCUCUCUCCUAAGCUUUGGUAUUUGAGGGUCAAUGUAAUUGAAGCUCAGGAUUUGCAACCAGGGAAUCAGGGUAGGUUCCCGGAAGUGUUUGUGAAGGCUAUCCUGGGGAAUCAGGCUUUAAGAACCAGGAUUUCUCAGAGCAGGUCUAUUAAUCCUAUGUGGAACGAGGAUUUAAUGUUUGUAGCAGCAGAACCAUUUGAGGAACCGUUGGUAUUAAGUGUAGAGGACAGAGUUGCACCGAACAAGGACGAAGCUCUGGGGAAGUGUGCAAUUCCUUUGCAGUAUGUGGAUAGGAGGUUGGAUCAUAAACCUGUGAACAGUAAGUGGUUUCAUCUUGAAAAACAUGUUAUUAUAGAAGGGGACCAGAAGAAGAAGGAAAACAAAUUUUCCAGCCGGAUUCAUAUGAGGAUCUGCUUGGAAGGUGGUUACCAUGUCCUGGAUGAAUCAACUCACUAUAGCAGUGACCUUCGACCGACAGCGAAACAGUUGUGGAAGACCAGCAUUGGGGUACUGGAACUGGGGAUUUUAAAUGCUCAGGGCCUGAUGCCAAUGAAGACAAAAGAUGGGCAUGGAACGACAGAUUCUUAUUGUGUGGCAAAAUAUGGUCAGAAGUGGGUUAGGACAAGGACUAUUAUCGACAGCUUUACACCCAAGUGGAAUGAGCAAUAUACUUGGGAAGUAUUUGAUCCGUGUACCGUCAUAACAAUUGGGGUGUUUGAUAACUGUCAUUUGCAUGGAGGAGAUAAGUCUGGAGCUGCAAAGGAUUUAAGAAUUGGGAAGGUAAGGAUUCGUCUUUCAACCCUUGAAACGGAUCGGGUUUACACACACUCGUAUCCGCUUCUAGUUCUACUCCCCGGUGGGAUGAAGAAGAUGGGUGAAAUUCAUUUGGCUGUGAGGUUUACUUGCUCCUCGUUACUUAAUAUGAUGCACAUGUACUCACAUCCACUUUUGCCUAAAAUGCACUAUAUUCAUCCAUUAACUGUUACCCAGCUUGAUAGCUUGAGGCACCAGGCAACUCAAAUUGUAUCGAUGAGAUUGAGCCGGGCUGAGCCACCGUUGAGGAGAGAGGUGGUGGAGUAUAUGUUGGAUGUGGGCUCCCACAUGUGGAGUAUGAGAAGGAGCAAAGCAAACUUUUUCAGGAUUAUGGGAGUUUUGAGUGGCUUAAUUGCUGUAGGAAAAUGGUUUGAUCAGAUUUGCAACUGGAAAAACCCCAUCACAACCGUAUUGAUUCAUAUCUUGUUUAUAAUACUGGUCAUGUACCCUGAGCUCAUCUUACCCACAAUUUUUCUCUACCUUUUCUUGAUUGGGGUUUGGUAUUACCGAUGGAGGCCAAGGCAUCCUCCCCACAUGGACACUCGUCUUUCUCAUGCAGAUACUGCACAUCCCGAUGAACUUGAUGAAGAAUUUGAUACAUUUCCAACUUCCCGGCCUGGCGACAUUGUAAGGAUGCGAUAUGAUCGGUUGAGAAGUAUUGCUGGGAGGAUUCAGACAGUGGUAGGUGACUUGGCUACUCAAGGGGAGAGGCUACAAUCUUUGCUGAGCUGGCGUGAUCCAAGAGCAACAGCUCUGUUUGUGAUUUUCUGUCUGGUUGCUGCUAUUGUCCUCUAUGUAACACCAUUCCAAGUUGUGGCACUUCUCACAGGAUUUUAUAUGUUGAGACAUCCAAGGUUUCGUCAUAAGCUUCCUUCAGUACCAUUGAAUUUCUUCCGGAGGUUGCCGGCAAGGACAGACUGCAUGCUAUGAGUAAAGCAAUUUCAUCUUCAAUUGCUUUUGCGUGGGAUGAGUGAGUUCUCCUCGAUUGGGUUGAGUCAGCAGAAACAAAUGGAGCUUGUCUGCUCUCCUCGUUUGGCAGAUGUUGAAUUCUGUGUGUAACCUUCCUCUGAAGGUAGUAGAUUUUGGGAUUUGCUGCUUAAUCGAUGCCAUUUUAUGGUAUUUCUGUUUAAAGCUUGACUUUAUGGUAAUCAGUUAUUGUUCAUCUAUAAUUUUGUAGGUUGUGAAUUAGCCUAUGCUGAACCAUAUCCAUGCUUAAUUAUAUUACUAGAUUUUGCUUGAUGGAA
Alnus glutinosa is the source of this 3028-nucleotide messenger RNA. RefSeq names its product FT-interacting protein 3. The coding region runs from base 387 to 2714 and encodes 775 amino acids. The record is from RefSeq and is a predicted model, not a curated record. Lineage: Eukaryota; Viridiplantae; Streptophyta; Magnoliopsida; Fagales; Betulaceae. The transcript has 3 exons.